GGAGCUAUUCAUACCUUAAAACAUAACGAGCUUCAUAUCACAAAUACAAGCCCCGGUGAUACGGGAAUAUAUGAAUGUGUCGAUUUAAAUACAUCGUCAGUGAUUUUAGAAAUGGAUUUACAUAUAAUGUAUGCACCGAUACCGGACUCUACAACACCAAUUAAAUCAGAGUUCGGCGCUCCCGUAUCUUCAAAUGUUACAUUGACAUUUUAUGCCGAUGCUGUUCCUGUUCCAAAUGCCUCGGGUUAUUCCUGGAGUAGGUGUAUUAACACGACAGAAGGGAAACAAAUUGCCAAUUCAUCAGACGCUGAACGUUCGAUGGUUUAUAGGACAUUGGUUGAAAACGAUAAAUUCAUUAUUCAGUCAAAAGGACUUGUUUCAAAGUUGACAUUGCUCAAUAUUACUAUCAUUGAUUAUGGAGAAUAUAAACUGACUGUCCAAAAUGGCAUCGGAAGAUCUUGGGAACAAAGUUACACAAUUUGGAGAGAAGGUAGACCCUCAAUGCCGUCUGAGUUUGCCAUUGUGGCUGGUUCAGCUACACUUUCUUCGGUAGUGGUGUCGUGGAAAGGGGGAAGCAAUGGGGGCUCUCGGCAAACCUUCAACGUUGAAUACGCAAUUGUUGAACCAAACAAAGAAGUGUUCCAUGUAUCUGUUGAAGACACCGAACAGGACAAUGAAAACGCUACACUGACGCAAUUAUCCAGUAAUAACGAGUAUACUGUGAAAAUGACGUCGUCGAACAUACACGGAACGUCGGGUUACACUGACGAGAUAAACUUCAGAACGAUGCAAGGACCAAUCAAAACCUACACAAGAAUGGCAAAUGUAACUAUCAUGGCUUCAUCAGCAAGUGGAGGCGCUCUGUUGCUUGUAUCGGUUGUUCUGCUUAUUGUGUGCAUUCGACGAAGAAAGACGUCAUCAGACACAACAAGGAGUGAACAGGAUGUGUACUCACAUUACGAAAUUGCAGAUAGAGCUAACAUGGACAGAAUGAUUUCCGCCGAAACCCACGGAACUGCAGGGACUGGAAAUGGUAACGGAUUUAACAGCAGCACCAAUGAACAACAAGACAUGUACUAUUUACACCCUCAACACCAACAGCCAUACGGUCUCAUUGACAUAGCAGAAGAGUAUGCUACCUGUGAAAGAGUUACAAACGACAAGCAGCCCAUUGCUAAAGUUGUUGGAAUUGUGGAGUUCAAACCUAGCUACAUUGUACAUGGUCAUCACAAGGUCCUUUGGAACAAAAACGGUCGAACCUUUUACACAAAACUCUGCAUCCACUUGGAGCUCGAAGGUGAACUAUUUGUACGGCAGACUGGAUACUACAUUGUUUCUUCGCAGCUGAAUAUUUGGCGACGAAAUGAGACACGCCCACCGAAAUAUAAAACCAGAGCAACGAUUUUCAGUCAUCAUGUUGAUCUCCUUUCCCACAAAUAUGGAACAACUGGUGUCCUGAUGCAAACCAUGAAAUCAAUCGAUAUACAUGGUGGUUACUUUACAAGUUUCCUGUCAGCAGUUUUCAAGCUGAACAAAUAUGACAGGCUCUCUGUAUCUGUAUCCAAUCCUGAAAUACUAGACAUUGACAAUAACAAUGAUCAUUUCCUGGUUUAUUACACUUAUGAUCUGCCAUACUGA
Molecule: messenger RNA, 1638 nt
Organism: Mya arenaria
Lineage: Eukaryota; Metazoa; Mollusca; Bivalvia; Myida; Myidae
Exons: 9
Coding region: 112-1638 (508 amino acids)
Biological process (GO): positive regulation of transcription by RNA polymerase II; immune response; tumor necrosis factor-mediated signaling pathway
Cellular component (GO): cell surface; membrane
Molecular function (GO): cytokine activity; tumor necrosis factor receptor binding; CD40 receptor binding
Source: RefSeq, a predicted model, not a curated record